CCGGAAGUGGCGUUUCUACAGGCUAUGACCCCUGACCUGCUGUGUAGCUCCUCUUUUUACCUAAGGAAAGGGGGGUGAACCCCGAAAACCGGGCCCGAUCUCUCUGUGGGUCUCCCGCACGCAAAGACCCCGAGGUUUUUGUUGACUCCUCCAGGAGAGAUUGGAAACAUGAGACGUCUCAAUCGCAAGAAGACGCUGAGCCUGGUGAAGGAGCUGGAUGCUUUCCCCAAGGUGCCAGAGAGCUACGUUGAGACAUCAGCAAGCAGGGGGACCGUGUCCCUGCUUGCCUUUUCCAUCAUGGGGCUGCUCACGGUUAUGGAAUUCCUGGUCUAUCGUGACACGUGGAUGAGAUACGAGUAUGAGGUUGACAAAGACUUCUCAAGUAAAUUACGACUAAACAUAGAUAUAACGGUGGCGAUGCGAUGCCAGUAUGUUGGCGCUGAUGUGUUGGAUCUAGCGGAGACAAUGGUCACGUCAUCCGAGGGGCUGGUGUAUGAGCCGGUGGUAUUCGAUCUCUCCCCUCAGCAGAGGCAGUGGCAGAGGAUGCUGCAGAAGAUCCAGAACCGGCUACAAGAGGAGAUAUCACUUCAGGAUCUCCUGUUUAAAAGUGCGAUGAAGAGUUCGGUCACCGCCCUGCCACCCAGGGAAGACUCCCCCGCCGAGCCGCCCAGUGCUUGCAGGAUACACGGACAUCUUGACAUCAACAAAGUGGCUGGGAAUUUUCACAUCACUGUGGGCAAAGCCAUUCCGCACCCUCGGGGCCACGCACAUUUAGCAGCUCUUGUGAGCCACGACAGUUAUAAUUUCUCCCAUCGGAUUGAUCAUUUGUCUUUUGGGGAGCUCUUGCCCGGGAUUAUUAACCCCUUGGAUGGGACUGAAAAAAUUGCUGUGGACAGUAACCACAUGUAUCAGUAUUUCAUCACUAUUGUCCCUACAAAGCUAAACACACGGAAGGUUCACUGCGACACGCAUCAGUUUUCGGUGUCAGAACGGGAACGUGUCAUAAAUCACGCCACCGGCAGCCACGGCGUGUCCGGGAUCUUCAUGAAAUACGACAUAAGCUCCCUGAUGGUGACGGUCACAGAGGAUCACAUGCCUUUUUGGAAGUUUCUGGUCAGACUCUGCGGUAUAAUCGGGGGAAUCUUCACUACCACAGGAAUGAUUCACGGAUUGGCGGAAUUUUUCGUGGACAUUUUCUGUUGCCGUUUCAGGCUCGGAGUUUACAGACGUCAUGAAGAUGGGCCCACGGCUAGAAUUUCAUCCAACAACUUUGUGUCGGAGCCCCCCCAGCCCGAUCCACUCUGAAUGACUUUUAUUAUAAUAAACGUUCCCAAAUAUUUUACAA
Messenger RNA from Spea bombifrons (plains spadefoot toad), 1345 nucleotides. It is a transcript of the gene ERGIC2, whose product is annotated as ERGIC and golgi 2. The record is from RefSeq and is a predicted model, not a curated record. Lineage: Eukaryota; Metazoa; Chordata; Amphibia; Anura; Pelobatidae. Gene Ontology annotation, biological process: retrograde vesicle-mediated transport, Golgi to endoplasmic reticulum; endoplasmic reticulum to Golgi vesicle-mediated transport. Gene Ontology annotation, cellular component: membrane; COPII-coated ER to Golgi transport vesicle; endoplasmic reticulum. The coding region runs from base 169 to 1305 and encodes 378 amino acids. The transcript has 14 exons.